GCCAGGCCGCAGGUGCCGCCCCCAACACACCGUGUCCCGCCCAAGCCGAUCCGCGUCUGCCGUCUGUCGGUGCGUGCGUGAGCUUCGUCGGUCCGCGUGUGUCUGGCCGAGCGCCCCCUUCCUCUGCGGCCAUGACUCCGCCGCCACCCCAGCCACCGCCCCCAGGCCCGAACCCCACAGCAGACUCCGCUGCCGACCCCCGACCCGGGCCUGGACCCCUAGUCGUACUGUUCGGGGCUACGGCCGGUGCGCUGGGGCCAGACCUGGGCUCUGAUGAGACCGACUUAAUCCUCUUAGUCUGGCAAGUGGUGGAGCCGCGGAGCCGCCAGGUGGGGACAUUACAUAAAUCACUGGUUCGCGCCGAGGUGGCCGCACUGAGCCCGCAGUGCCGCGAGGCGAGCGGCCUGAGCGCCGACAGCCUGGCGCGGGCCGAGCCGCUGGACAAGGUGCUGCAGCAGUUCUCACAGCUGGUGAGAGGGGAUGUGGCUCUGCUGGGCGGGGGCCCCUACAUGCUCUGCACUGAUGGACAGCAGCUGCUACGACAGGUCCUGCACCCUGAGGCCUCCAGGAAGAACCUGGUGCUCCCCGACACCUUCUUCUCCUUCUACGACCUCCGCAGAGAGUUCCACAUGCAGCACCCGAGCACCCGCCCUGCGAGGGACCUCACCGUGGCCACCAUGGCACAGGACUUGGGGCUGGAGACAGAUGCCACAGAGGACGAUUUUGGGGUGUGGGAGGUGAAGACAAUGGUAGCUGUCAUCCUCCAUCUGCUUGAAGGGCCCAGUGGUCAAUUGUUUUCGAAGCCCGAAGUGGUAAAGCAGAAAUAUGAGACAGGGCCUUGUAGCAAGGCCGAUGUGGUGGACAGUGAGACUGUGGUUCGAGCCCGUGGGCUGCCCUGGCAGUCAUCAGACCAGGAUGUGGCCAGAUUCUUCAAAGGGCUCAAUAUUGCCAGGGGUGGUGUAGCCCUAUGCCUCAACGCUCAGGGCCGCAGAAACGGUGAGGCUCUCAUCCGCUUUGUGGACAGCGAGCAGCGGGACCUAGCGCUGCAGAGACACAAGCACCACAUGGGUGUCCGCUAUAUCGAGGUAUAUAAAGCAACAGGAGAGGAGUUUGUAAAGAUUGCAGGGGGCACAUCACUAGAGGUGGCUCGUUUCCUGUCACGGGAAGACCAAGUGAUCCUGCGGCUGCGGGGACUGCCCUUCUCGGCUGGGCCAGCAGACGUGCUAGGCUUCCUGGGGCCAGAGUGCCCAGUGACUGGGGGUGCCGAUGGGCUGCUUUUUGUGCGCCACCCUGACGGCCGACCCACUGGUGAUGCCUUUGCACUCUUUGCCUGUGAGGAGCUGGCACAGGCUGCACUACGCAGGCAUAAAGGCAUGCUGGGUAAGCGAUACAUUGAACUCUUCCGGAGCACUGCAGCCGAGGUGCAGCAGGUCCUGAACCGCUACGCCUCCAGCCCACUCCUUCCCACACUGACUGCUCCACUGCUGCCCAUCCCCUUCCCGCUGGCAGCUGGGACUGGGAGAGACUGUGUACGCCUUCGAGGCCUGCCCUACACAGCCACCAUCGAAGACAUCCUGAGCUUUCUGGGGGAGGCAGCGGCUGACAUUCGGCCCCAUGGUGUGCACAUGGUACUCAACCAGCAGGGCCGGCCUUCGGGUGAUGCCUUCAUCCAGAUGACAUCAGCAGAGCGGGCCCUUGCUGCUGCUCAGCGUUGCCAUAAGAAAGCAAUGAAGGAACGCUACGUGGAGGUGGUGCCCUGCUCCACGGAGGAGAUGAGCCGUGUUCUGAUGGGGGGCACGUUGGGCCGCAGUGGCAUGUCGCCUCCACCCUGCAAGCUGCCCUGCCUCUCACCGCCUGCCUACGCCACCUUCCAGGCCACCCCAACACUCAUUCCCACUGAGACAGCAGCUCUGUAUCCCUCUUCAGCGCUGCUCUCGGCUGCCAGGGUGCCCGCCACCCCCACCCCAGUUGCCUACUACCCAGGGCCAGCCACUCAACUCUACAUGAACUACACAGCUUACUACCCCAGCCCCCCAGUCUCCCCAACCACUGUGGGCUACCUCACCACACCCCCUGCUGCCCUGGCCUCUGCUCCCACUUCAGUGUUGUCCCAGCCAGGAGCCCUGGUCCGUAUGCAGGGUGUCCCAUACACAGCUGGCAUGAAGGAUCUGCUCAGCGUCUUCCAGGCCUACCAGCUAGCUCCCGAUGACUACACCAGUCUGAUGCCUGUUGGUGACCCAUCUCGCGCUAUGCUACAGGCUCCCAAAGAAUGGGUGUGUUUAUAGGUGAGGGAGCCAGGAGGUAAGAGCUGGCUGAUGUCCUCAGCUAAUAGGUCUCUCCUGCAUCCAGAGAACCAGAACCCUCAACCCAGUGGCUUCUCUCUGGCUUGUCAAAAUUCUCAGAAGGUACCCAGAGGAGUUCAAGCCUCGGCUCCAUCCCCCACCUACUGCUCUGCCUGUUCACCCCAAAGAUGAUGGCUGGACCCUGCAUGCAGGGCUGGGGGUGAAAUGGCAUUACCCUGCCCCCAGUGGUCUGAUCUGGGCCUCUUAAGUAGCACUCGAAGAGCCUUUGGUCUAUUCUAGCCAUGGCCCAUACCUACAGAUUUUGUAGGGCUAAGAUCCACAGCAGGCUUGCUUUUAAAAACGUGAGCACUGGUGCCUUCAACAUAUGAUUCCAGGGAGCUUCUGAGUAAAGAUCCCAACGUUCUACCUUCCCCUUCUGGUGGGGGUCAGGGAGGCAGAGAGCGCUGGCCUCAGCCCCCAGGAUACUUGGACCUCAGUGGCCACACUGUGUCAGGGGUGGUCCCACCUAAGGAUGUUUGCACAGGAAUAUCAGAUGGGAAAAUCACAGCCUGUUUGGAUGGACUGUACUGCCGUAUCCUCAGAGGACACUAGGGGGCAAGAGGCCCUCACAGAAAAACUCAGGCUUGACUUUUAAAAGGGACUUUCUGCCCAAUUUUCAUGCACACCUUGGGCAGGCCAGUCAUCCUGAACUCAGCAGACACCUUGGAAUGUCCUUUGCGCCCAUUCAAGGGUGCAGAACUGAAGCUUCAGAAGGAAUUUGGAACUCUACCCUCUUCUCCAUAAAAUAAACAAAGGUUCCUAACCAAGUGGACUUUUUAAAAGCCAAAGUGCCCUUCACUUUGGCUCAGACUGAGGGGCACCAGCCCCAAACAGGAAAACUCAGGCAGAUUUCAAGGAGACUGUUGACCUAUCACCAUUUAUUAUUUCAGCACUGUAACUGAGGAGCCUGAAUUGCUGGCUCUUCUUCCCUUUGCAUUUGUGUAAGGAGCACUGUACUCCUAUAAAAGGUUUUAAGAUACAAAAUGUACAAGA
This is a messenger RNA of Phacochoerus africanus (Common warthog), 3335 nucleotides long. RefSeq names its product epithelial splicing regulatory protein 2 (gene ESRP2). Bases 132 to 2285 code for a protein of 717 amino acids. Gene Ontology annotation, molecular function: RNA binding. The record is from RefSeq and is a predicted model, not a curated record. The transcript has 15 exons. NCBI's taxonomy places the organism in Eukaryota, Metazoa, Chordata, Mammalia, Artiodactyla, Suidae. Gene Ontology annotation, cellular component: ribonucleoprotein complex.